Molecule: messenger RNA, 1503 nt
Organism: Uloborus diversus
Lineage: Eukaryota; Metazoa; Arthropoda; Arachnida; Araneae; Uloboridae
Product: radial spoke head protein 4 homolog A-like
Exons: 12
Coding region: 1-1503 (500 amino acids)
Biological process (GO): cilium assembly; cilium movement involved in cell motility; axoneme assembly
Cellular component (GO): radial spoke; axoneme
Source: RefSeq, a predicted model, not a curated record
AUGUCUUUGGACAAUGAAGAAGAAAAGCACAGCUUGUAUAAGCCAGAGAAUUUUGAAAAACAAGCUAAAGCUUCAGAGAAUGAAGUGGGAGCAGCUAAAGCAUUUUUAUCUGUGGUUGAUCAAAAGACUAAGAUUUCGCUGUAUGACCAUAUACUGUCAAUUUUAAGAGUAGUUCUCCGCAGUAAAUUAGAGAAUGCUGUUGAAGAAUUUGAAGAUAUUAGUUUAGAGUUGAAAAGAAAGAAAACAGAAACAGAGAGUGAAUUUAGAGAAGUGAUUCUACCUGAUGAGAGAGUGAAAAAGUUAAUUGAAAAUAAAAAGCAAUUUCUCAAGUUGGAGCAGCAGGAUAUUGUUGAAGUGAAAAGCAAUGACGACGACGAUGAUGAUGAAGAAAAUGAGGAUGACGACGAUGCUGAUCAAAAUGAAGAAAAAGGAGAAGAAAAGGACAACGAUGAAAGUGUGGAAGAAAACGAGGAAGAAGAUACUGAAAAUGAAGAAAAAUCACCUCCUCCAAUACCAGAGCCUAAACAAAAGAAAAAGAAGACUGUUCCUGCGGAAGAAGCUGGAACUGGAGUUAAUCAACAUUUGUACUUUGUCUGCAGUGAAAUUGGAAAACCUUGGAGGUGCUUGCCUCUGUUAAAACCGUUCCAUAUUGUGGAAGCACGGCAGCUAAAGCGAUAUCUCACUGGAAAUUUAGAAGAUGAAAUAAGAGGAUGUGUGAUUUUUGAUGGAAAAGAAGCGCACUACUUAAGAGCUCAAAUUGCUCGAAUUUCUUCAUGUACAUUUAUUUCGCCUGAAAGUUUUUACACUUUGCACUCUGAAGCUGAUGAAGACGAUGAAAAUGAGCAAGACGAUAAUGAAGAUAAUGUGAAAAAGAGCAAUGAAAUUUUAAAGAAUAAACAAUAUGAAACAAAAAAUGUUAAGGAACUGUUUUCCCGAGGUUUAGAAGGAUGGGUUCAUUCUAGACCAGCAAUACUGGAUCAGGGACGCUGCACUCCAAUGUCGCAUUCUGAAGAAGAGAAGGAGGAGGAGGAAAAUGCCGAUGAAGAGGAAAAGGAAAAAGAUGAUGCUGAAGAUGAGGAAGGAGAUGAUGAGAAAGAUGAUGAUGAAAUUGAAAUUUUCGAAGCUAUUAGAGAGACUUCAGUGCCUUUACUGAGAACAAUAGCUGAUGACAAAGCUAUUGGGCGACUGGAUCCUUGGAUUGUAAGUCUGAGCUCUAAGUUGCUAGUGGAGAAAGCAAUUAUCAUCUUGCGAUCAAAUCUGUGGCCUGGUGCUUAUACAUUUUAUGAUGGAAAGAUUUUCGAUCACAUUUAUAUUGGAUAUGGCUUUAAAUAUUCUGCAUUCCAUUAUGCACCUCCAAUUUACGUACCAUGGCAGAAAGAGUACAAAGUAGACACCGAAGUUAUUGAGCAUGUAGAUGAACCAUUUGCUUUGCAGACAGAAGAGACAAAUGUUCAAAAAAAUUCUGAUGAAGAAACUGAGGAUAACAAAGAAGAAGAAGAAUAA